AUGCAUGUACUCGAUAGUUGGACAGAAAAGGAAAGACAGCCUCCGGUGAACCUCGCUGUUUGUGAAGAACUUCUAGGUAGGACUUCGAACCCGACUUCUGCCUCUCGACUACCCCCGUCUAGGCUUGGGCAACCUGGCAGUAUCGCUGCCCUCGUGCUCCCAUCGGGUAGCAUGGCAGCUAGGCACCGAAAGAUUCCUCACAUAUCACCGCCUUUGGUACAACAACCGCCGGAACUUCUCCAGCCCAUGGGCGACUUGGAUGGUGUACUGCUCGUACAACUUGACCGCCUACCGUCUUUUCACCAAGGCGAGAUACGUCGUCAACGGCGUGCGAACAAAUCUAAGUUGCAGAUUGACGAGACUAUCAGGAUGACGACGGCCGAACUGCGGUGGAAUAUGGAUCACGGAGAAGAUACAAUGAUUCCGGUGGCAUCGCGUCUAGCCGAACCAGCCAGCCGGACAAAAACGCAAUAUUUGCUGUCGCGCUGUGUUCCUCGUUUGUUUGCUCGACCUGCCAGACCCAGAUUAGUGAACGAUAUGGGCUUUGCGGUUCGACUGUAUACUUAUGUGGGGGCGAGGUGGUUAGAGCGCGAAUUUACUGACCGGAGGGUCCGUUGUUCGAACCCGACCUCUGCCUCGCGACUUUUCCUGUCUAGACUUGAGCAACCUGACAGUAUCACAGCCCUCGUGCCUCCUUCGGGUGGCAUGGCAGCUAGGCACCGAAAGGGUGCUAAGGCUGGGCGAUUUUUUUAUGAGGAUGGAGGGGCGAGACUGCUCAAGUGGUUAGUGCGCGAAUUUACUGCCCGGAAGAUCCGUGGUUCGUCCCCAACCUCUGCUUCUCGGCUUUUCCUCUCUAGGCUUGGGCAACCUGGCAGUAUCUCAGCCCUCGUGUUUCCUUUGGAUGAGGAGCUUGGUACCCUCUGGUGUCGACACCGUCGGUGGGCGGAAGAUCAACUAAAAUUGGGCUGUGACUUACUGGAACCGAUGGUGAGUUUGGAGCCGUUGGAUCCGGCACCGGGACGUCUCACUGACAUGGCCGAAGCGUCUAUCGAACAGCCACGUGCUGCACAAGCAAAUUCAUCUCUCGGCCCAUCUUCGUUGUCGCUUCUUGGCACUUCCAAUUUACUGAAUAUGACGGUGAUUCAGCUCUGGUGUCGACACCGUCGGUGGGCGGAAGAUCAACUAAAAUUGGGCUGUGACUUACUGGAACCGAUGGUGAGUUUGGAGCCGUUGGAUCCGGCACCGGGACGUCUCACUGACAUGGCCGAAGCGUCUAUCGAACAGCCACGUGCUGCACAAGCAAAUUCAUCUCUCGGCCCAUCUUCGUUGUCGCUUCUUGGCACUUCCAAUUUACUGAAUAUGACGGUGAUUCAGGUCCGUGGUUCGAACCCGAACUCUACCUCUCGACUCUCCUUGUCUAGGCUUGGGCAACCUGACAGUAUCUUAGCCUUCGUGCUUCCUUCGGGUGGCAUGGCAGGUAGGCACCGAAAGGGUGUUACAGCUGAACGAUUUUUCCCCGUGAUUCACGACGGUUUCAGUCACCCGUUUCUUAGCUGA
Opisthorchis viverrini is the source of this 1557-nucleotide messenger RNA. RefSeq lists its product as hypothetical. The coding region runs from base 1 to 1557 and encodes 518 amino acids. NCBI's taxonomy places the organism in Eukaryota, Metazoa, Platyhelminthes, Trematoda, Opisthorchiida, Opisthorchiidae. The record is from RefSeq and is a predicted model, not a curated record. The transcript is spliced from 8 exons.